Portunus trituberculatus (swimming crab) is the source of this 813-nucleotide messenger RNA. Its product is annotated as formin-like protein 15. The transcript has 3 exons. Lineage: Eukaryota; Metazoa; Arthropoda; Malacostraca; Decapoda; Portunidae. The coding region runs from base 176 to 730 and encodes 184 amino acids. The record is from RefSeq and is a predicted model, not a curated record.
AAAGACCGAAUGGUAGGCUGGAGACGCGAUCAAGUAGUUGUGGUGUCUUUACACUCGGCCACCAGAGGACGUGUAUAGUCAGCUUGGUAUACUGUCCAGUGGUGUCAAGGCAGGUUCAAGCAAGGAGACUUCUACAGCAAGGUUAUAUAGUUGUUGUCCCUGGUGCACUAUCAUCAUGUGUUUUCCCGAUUCUUCCUCCUCCCGGCCACGAGGCGCGACCGCCAGCAAAGUCUCUGAUGUGGCAUUCACUGAGAUGGCGGCUGUGGCAGCUUUGAUGGCGUUCCUGGUGGUGGUUUUGGUGGUAUUGGUGUUAGCGUACGUCAUCCAGCGGCUGCUCAAGUGUAGUCGCUCUCAGGAGGGCAGAGUGGUGACAGAUCCUUCUUCCCGGCGAGCCAGGGGACGAGGCGGCCAAGGACGACCACCGGAGCUGCUGGAAGUCCAUAGCCGUCGCAUCAGCCUGGUCACCCCGCUCGCGGCGUUCCAUGAGGCCAUCCGCUGCCGCACGCCUCCGCCCCGCUACUCAGAAGUGGGCGGCUCUCUGCCCUCCUACACCUCGGCGUUCAAAGACUUGCAGAGUGGUUCCCUGGGAGGCGGGGUGAGAGUGGUACAGGGCCUCGCUGCUGCUGACGAUUCUGUCUUCCUCUCGCCGGGGACAAUUUCUCCUCCUCCUCCUCCGCCUCCGCCGCCGCCGCCUUCGCCUCCCCAAGGACCGCAUCGCCACCGCCUCUGACCACACUUGCAUUUAUUUGUCGUUUAUUUUGUACUUUUAAACUUAGUGUGAGUACUUCAGUAAUAUAUUCAGCACCAUCGUCA